AUGGCCCCGGGACUUUCAAACUGGGGUGGCAACUUGCGGUACAGUGCGCACACGCUUCACGAGCCCGCCAGCAUCAGCGAGGUGCAAGCCGUUGUGAGGCGGGCCCACAGAAUCCGUGCAUUGGGAUCACGCCACAGUUUCAAUCAGAUCGCGGACUCGUCGGAGCUGAUCUCCCUUCGCAGGUUAAAAGCCGUCCACAUUGAUGUUCCAAAUUGCCGUGUGACGCUUCAAGCUGGAGUCACUUACGAUCAGCUCUGUCCGCUACUACAUGAAAAGGGCCUGGCCUUGCACAAUCUGGCAUCUCUACCACACAUAUCCGUCUGCGGGGCAAUUGCAACUGCGACUCAUGGCUCGGGGCAAGGUAGCGGCAAUCUUGCCAUAGCUGUUUGUGGCCUGCAGGUUGUCACUGCAUCCGGGCAGCUCUGGGAGAUCCAGGAUGCCCAAGGGCUUCGGCCAGCGGUGGUAGGGUUGGGCUGCCUCGGCAUAGUGACGGAGGUAUCGUUGCGAUUGCAACCCGCGUUCUGCAUGCGGCAGCGGUGCUUCGAAGGGCUGCAGCUCAGAUCAAUCUCUUCACAGGAGCCAUUGGAUGCCAUACUUGGCGUAGCGUAUUCAGUCAGUGUGUGGACGCAGUGGCUUCCACCAGGACCGACCAUGAAGUUCAACGUGUGGGUGAAAGAUCGCCUCUCGCAUGGAACAGAUGAUGGGCCUCUCUGCAAGGCCCUUCGGAACGGCACGUCCGUCCUAAGCACCUGUGUGGAGUGCCAAGAGCAGCAGCACCCUGUGACAGGCAUGGAUGCGACUGCGUGCACCGAGCAAGGUCAACCAGGUCCCUGGCACCAGCGGCUUCCGCAUUUCAAGGCUGAUCGUGUGCCCAGUGCUGGUGAGGAGCUACAGUCGGAAUACUUCGUGGCCCGCAAGUAUGCUGCAGAAGCACUGCUGGCUUUGGCGGCGAUUUCGAGUAGGUUUCGGCCCUUUGUGUUGUGCUCAGAGAUCCGAGCAGUGGCAGCCGAUGACUUGCUCUUGAGCCCUCAUUCAAGCCGCUACGUUGGAGGAGACGGGAGCGUGGGCUUUCAUUUCACGUGGACCCUGAAGCAGCAUGAGGUCAUGUCGCUGGCGCUGCCAGCAGUGGAAGCGGCGCUUGAACCUUUCCAAGCCCGGCCACACUGGGGUAAGCUUUUCGUCAUGCCACGCGAGCGUCUUGAGUCACUUUACGGCCCGGCGUUUGCCGAGUUUCGUGCUGUUGCAAAGAAAGCUGAUCCGAAGGGAAAGUUUUGCAACGAGCCACUGGGCAGCCUGAGUGUGGGUGCGCCAGACGAUUGGCAAUUAUGUUGCGGACGGAAUGCCGAAAUCGGCCCUUUGAUCAGAGGCACAGGCGAGAUUCCAGAAAAGGCUGCGCCUCUGGCCGACAAAGGUGUUGAGCAGGAGGUUUUGGAAUACUUGACGGCUUCUGCUGUUGACCUGCUUCAGGAUGCCUCGAAGCGUACGGAGGUUGCUGAGGAGUUAGAACAAUCAGUGGCGCCUCACUUGGAGGCUGCCGGCUUUGAGGAAGACAUCGGUGCCUUCCUCAAUGGUUUAUUGGACAGGAUUUUUCCAGAGAAGCACGCAGCCAAAGAGGCUGCCUCUACUUCAAAAUCUGAUAAGGAUUUGGUUUGCUGCAUUCCGAACUUGAUCUUAAUGUAUGGAGGUAGUGUCAAGCCGUUGCUGAGCAACACGCGUUUUGAGCUCCGACGUGGCCGCCGCUAUGGCAUUGUUGGCCAGAACGGGGCAGGCAAGACAACUUUGAUGUCAAGGGUUGCUGUGGGCGACUUGCCUGGCAUGGAGCAGCUCAAGUGCUACCACUUGGAGCAUGAGGGCAUACUGGACAACAUAGACAGGAAGACUUCGUGCAGUGAGUUUGUGAAGCUGAAGUGCGAAGGUAUAGAUAGCCAUUCCACAGACAAGUAUCUCCAUGACGUGGGCUUCGACUCAGACAUGUUCAGCAAGCAGGUGGGCGAGUUGAGUGGAGGUUGGAAGAUGCGUCUCGCGUUGGCCUGUGCAGUGGCCCAGGGUGCGGAUGUGUUCCUGCUUGAUGAGCCGACAAAUCACUUAGAUUCCGUUGCUGUGAAAUGGCUCCAAUCGUACUUGGUAUCGCAGGGCAAGAGGAUAACUGCUAUGAUCAUCUCGCACGAUGCUGGCUUCCUGAACCAUGCGUGCACAGACAUCGUACACUUCACAAAGGAGGGCAAGCUGGUCUACUAUGAGGGCAACUUCGACACCUUCAGGGAGAAGACGAAGUUGGAUGCCGAGGGCGCCAAAAGUGUGCUGACGGUUAGAGGCCACGAGGGUAAGACCGGGGAUGAUCAAGACAAGCCAGCUGAAAAGCAGUUGGGCGUUCUGCCUGCGGAUGGAGAUGAGGAUGGCAUGAGGUUUCCCAUGCCAGGUAAGAUUGAGGGCCUGGGUACAGCCAGCAAGCCAGUGGCGACAGUCACGAACUUAAACUUCAAGUACUUCGAGGAUGCUCCGCUCGUGUUGAAAGGCGUUACUGUGCGGCUGACCAUGGGCAGUCGCAUUGGAGUGGUCGGCAGAAAUGGUGCCGGCAAGUCAACGCUAUUGAACCUCCUCGCUGGCGAGCUCCUCCCACCCGAAGACGAAUCGGGGGAAGUCAGUGCAGUUUGGAGGCACAGAAACCUUCGCCUUGCCUACAUUGCCCAGCACCACUUUUUCCACCUGUCGGAGUUCCUCAAAAGUACGCCUCUGCAUUACUUCCAGACGCGCUUCAGGCAGGGCUAUGACGAGGAGACUCAGCGAAGGCUGACGUUGCCACAGAGUGAGGAAGAGGCUCAGUACCGGAAGGACAUGGGGGCAAAGCACGGCAAGCGCGGCAAAGAAGUCGAGGCGCUGUUGUCAAGGCAGAAGAGAGGGCGGCAGAUCCUGUAUGAGGUGAAGUGGAAAGGUUUGGAUGAUGCCAAGCAGAACACGUACGAGCCCCUCACCAAGCUGCGGCUGCUAGGAGUUGAGAAGAUGUGUGCAGCUCUUGAUGACAGAAUAGCGUGUGCCGAGACAGCGCUGCGACCGCUGAGUACUCGGGAGAUUGUUAAACAUUUAGAGCCAUUCGGGAUUACCGAGAACAUGACAUGCCAUCGGAUGAUCGAAGGUUUCUCUGCCGGGCAGAAGAGCAAGCUCAUGAUGGCGGCAGCAAUGUGGACAAAGCCGCAUGUCAUAGCCUUUGACGAGCCAACGAACUAUUUAGACUUUCAGACCGUGAGCUCACUUGCAAAAGCAAUCAAGCUCUUCAAGGGUGGGACGAUUGUCGUCACGCACAAUGCGGAGUUUCUGCAAGAGACGUGUGAUGAAAUUUGGCACGUGGAAGAUGGCCGUGUGACGAUUGAAGGCAAGGACGGCGCCCUGAAAAGCCUUGCAGCUAAGAACGCUGCUGCAAAAGCCGAGAAGGCGAAGCAAAAGAUGGAAGCUGCACGAGUCAAGGAGGAAAAGGCAGCUUCGGGGCCCUCUGAAGCAGAGAACGCGCUCCAAGUAUAUCUACAAGCCCGACAAAAGCUGGGAGCGCCAAAGGCUGACAUCAAGCUGAACAGCAUUGACCUUCGGUCGCUGGAUGGGUCUGAACUUCUUCUCGGCACGGACCUCACCCUGAACCAGGGCCGGCGUUAUGGCUUGAUCGGGCGCAACGGAGCCGGGAAGAGCACACUGCUGCGAGAGAUUGCAUACUACAAGUUCGACAAGUUCCCAAAGAAUCUCAAGGUGUUGAUGGUGGAGCAGGAGGUGGUUGGAGAUGACCGAAAGCCUGUGGAAUGGGUCCUUCACAGUGACGUAGAGAGGAGGCUUUUGCUGCAGGAGCAGAAACUUCUCCAAGAAAAAGAUGCCAAGGAUCCGGCAGACUCGGAACGUCUGAAGCAGAUUGCAGAUAGGCUGCAGGAGAUUGGCUCCGACGAUGCUGAGCCACGCGCUGCAAAAAUCUUGCGAGGACUUCAGUUCACAGAUGAGCUGCUGGACACACCAACAUCUGCAUUGUCCGGUGGAUGGCGGAUGCGCGUUUCAUUGGCGUCUGCGCUUUUUGCACAGCCUGAACUGCUUCUCCUGGACGAACCGACCAACCAUCUGGACUUUCCCGCUGUUAUCUACUUGCAGGACUAUUUGCUCUCAUGCAAGAACACUUGUCUGAUCGUCUCCCAUGACCGUGGCUUCUUGAACACCGUGUGCUCGGACAUCAUCUUGCUAAAUGGCAAAAGGCUGGCGUACUACAAGGGCGACUACGAUGCAUAUGUGCAGACGGUCAAGGAAACUCGCCUGGCUCAGCAGCGGGCAUAUGAUGCACAGCAGAAGGAGAUUUCUCACAUUCUGGAAUUCAUCAACAAGCAUGACGAGCGUCCCAAGAUUGUGGCACAGAAGGCCAGCAAGCAAAAGAUGUUAGACAAAAUGGAGAAGAUCGAAGACCCAGCAAUCACCUUCAAUGAUGCCGCAUCUCUUUCUAUCCGGUUCCCUGAACCCGGCCAGCUGCCAAAGAAUCAGCUCAUUCAGUUUGACAACAUGAGCUUCGCCUACGCGGGAAAGGCCCCACUUUUCGAGAAUGCCACUGCCAACCUGGAUAUUUCUGGACGCAUCGGAAUUUUGGGAGCCAAUGGCGCUGGCAAAAGCACCUUGCUCAAAGUGAUGCAAAAGAAGCUGAUUCCAACAGCGGGGCAGAUCGACAUCAACCGAAAUGCCAGGAUAGGUACCUUUGCUCAACAUCACGUGGACUCACUGGACCUUGACGCGAACUGUGUUGACUGCGUCCAAGCAAGUUUCCCGGGCAUUACGGACCAGGAGGCUCGAAGUGUCCUGGGACGCUUUGGCAUCAGUGGUGACAUGGCCCUUAGAAGAAUCAAGACGCUUUCUGGCGGACAGAAGAGCCGCGUGGCUCUGGCCAUUGUUACAUAUCGCCAGCCGCAUCUCAUCUACUUGGAUGAGCCCACAAAUCACCUGGACAUGGAGACCAUCGAUGCGCUCAUCGAUGCCAUCAAAGAGUUUCAUGGUGCCGUGGUGAUGGUAAGCCACGACCAGUACUUUCUCUCGCAAGUGGCCACUGAGUUCUGGUCAGUAGCCGGUGGCAAACUAUCUGUGUACCGUGAUCUUACAUCGGCGAAAGCUGCAACAUACGGCUGA
Molecule: messenger RNA, 5136 nt
Organism: Symbiodinium natans
Lineage: Eukaryota; Dinophyceae; Suessiales; Symbiodiniaceae
Source: the annotation of a GenBank genome assembly